Molecule: messenger RNA, 2395 nt
Organism: Clupea harengus (Atlantic herring)
Lineage: Eukaryota; Metazoa; Chordata; Actinopteri; Clupeiformes; Clupeidae
Gene: fermt3a
Product: FERM domain containing kindlin 3a
Biological process (GO): platelet aggregation; regulation of cell-cell adhesion mediated by integrin; integrin-mediated signaling pathway
Cellular component (GO): cell-substrate junction
Molecular function (GO): integrin binding
Source: RefSeq, a predicted model, not a curated record
AUUCUCUUUUUAUACUUGGAUCACUUUUGGUCCUGUCUGACUUUGGUAAUGAUGAGUUACUGUUUAAAAAGUAGCAAACUUUGGGAUUUGGCCCCAAACCGCUAAAAAAGGCCUUAUUCAGAGUUUCCCUCAAUGCAGAUGAGCAAAAAAAGCAUGAGAAGAGGAAGUGCUUACUUGAAGCUUGUGCAUGUGCUCGAACAGGAUGAAGCGCUAAGUGACACUGGAAGAAAAAAAAUAAGCUGAGAAGAGGAAGUGGCACUGUUUCUCGAACUGACAAAGGAGAUUAUCACAGUGGUGGAGACAAGGGCGUUUUCUGUUAAAUAUUUUUGGAACCACGUUCAAAGCAUGGCUGCAUGGGACUUGACUGUCAUUGUGGAGGAACUGGGCCCUGAGGCCCCUCCUCUCAAAGUCAGCGUGACCUCUGAACUCCAUAUAGGGGGAGUCAUCCUCAAGAUAGUGGAGAAAACACAGAUAAAGAAGGACUGGUCAGACCAUGGGCUUUGGUGGGAGCAGAAGAAGCUGUGGGUUCUGCGGGCGGCUUGGUCGCUGGAUAAGUGCGGGAUCCACGCAGACGCCCGGCUCAACUUCAUGCCCCAGCACAAGCCCCUAAGGCUGGGCCUGCCCAACGGGGCCACAGUCUUACUGAGCGCCUCUUUCUCCGCUCCGGUGUUCCGCUGCGUCGUGGGCCUCUGCCAAAUACUGAACAUCCGUCAUCCCGAAGAGCUCUCUCUGCUGCGGCCCUUGGAAGAGAAGAAGAAGAAAAAAGUCAAAUCACAGGAGACCGUGUAUGACAUCACCGGCGCCUCCGUUACCUCAGGCUCUAUGCUGACUCUAGCAAAUGGGAUGCCGGCUCACUUUGCGCAGUCUGCAGAAUAUGAGGCUGUGUAUAAGAUACUGUCUGUAAGCCAGCCAGCUCCCGCACCAGAGACCAUAGCCAAGACAUUUCGACCAGCCAAUAUUGUGGAAAAAGCUCAAGUGAAUGGCCGGUGGCUGGAUUCAUCUCGCUCUCUGCUGCAGCAGGAGAUCAAUGAAAAUGACAUGCUGCAACUGCGCUUCAAAUACUUCACCUUCCAUGACAUGACACCCAAGCAUGAUGCGGUUCGUCUAACGCAGCUCUUUGAGCAAGCUCGAUGGGCCAUUUUGUUGGAGGAAAUCGACUGCACUGAAGAAGAGAUGAUGCUGUUUGCAGCCCUUCAGUACCACAUUGGAAAGGUCUCUCUGACAGAGCCUCAGAUGACAUCAUCUCCAGCCAUGGAUGAUCUGGACUCCGCUCUCCAGUGUCUGGAGCUGAAGCUGGACGAGGAGAGCGGCAGUGGCGCAGACAUGCUGGACACCAUGACACCAGCUCCAGAACUUCAUGAUUAUUUGAAAAUCUUCAGGCCAAAGAAACUGACUCUUAAGGGCUACAAGCAGUUCUGGUUUACCUUCAAGGACACAUCCAUCUCAUACUACAAAAGUAAAGAGGAGAGCUUAAGGGAGCCCAUUCAGCAAAUGAACCUGAAAGGCUGUGAGGUGACCCCUGAUGUUAGCAUAGCUGGCCAGAAGUUCUGUAUAAAGCUGCUGAUCCCUGAAUCUGAUGGGAUGAAUGAAGUCUAUCUGCGGUGUGAAAAUGAGCAACAGUAUAGUAAGUGGAUGGCAGCCUGUCGCCUGGCCUCUAAAGGGAAGACCUUAGCAGACAGUUCUUACUCCAGUGAGGUAGAGAGCAUCGAGUCCUUCUUAGCCAUGCAGCGAACCAACCCUGGCACCGCCUCCGCCCAGACCGAUGAGAGCAUCAACACACACAGCUUGGUGUCACCACGAUACCAGAAAAAGUACAAACCCAAACAGUUGACCCCUCGAAUCCUCGAGUCCUAUCAGAAUGUUGCACAGCUCUCAUUAACAGAAGCAAUUCAGAAGUUCCUUCAGAUCUGGCAAGGCUUGCCUGAUUUUGGAGUUGCGUAUUUUGUGGUGAAAUUUAAAGGCUGCCGUAAGGAUGAAGUCCUCGGAAUUGCCAACAAUCGGCUAAUCCGCAUUGACCUCAGUGUGGGAGAUGUGGUGAAAACGUGGAGGUACAACACCAUGAAGCAGUGGAAUGUCAACUGGGACAUCCGUCAGGUUCGUAUUGAGUUCAACGGUAAUGUAAACAUUGCCUUCUCCUGUGUGACUGCUGACUGCAAGAUUGUGCACGAGUACAUCGGGGGCUACAUCUUCAUGUCGACCCGCAGCAGAGAGCUCAGUAACACUCUCAAUGAGGAACUCUUUCACAAACUCACCGGAGGCCACGAAGCACUCUGAAGCCUAUCUGAUAUAUGGACAUGACUAUUUCUUUUUUUUUUACAGGAAACUGUGUAAUAAUUAACAGCUGUAAUAGGUUUAACAAUCUAAUAAAUCUUUGUCCAAAUUUGUUUCCAUUUUA